This is a messenger RNA of Racocetra persica, 268 nucleotides long. Lineage: Eukaryota; Fungi; Glomeromycota; Glomeromycetes; Diversisporales; Gigasporaceae. The record is from the annotation of a GenBank genome assembly.
AAUCGGUUACCUCAUAUACCUCAUUUCCAAAUAUUCGGAGAUAACAUUGUUGAUAAUGUAGAGCUAUACAAUCUUGGGAAAAGGUCUUUGGAAAGAUAUAUUAAAAAGAAUUGCAAAUUCAAAUUGACAAAUACCAUCAAUAGUUCUUCGACUCCUUCAUAUGUUAGUAGCCUCGAAUUUGUUGGAUAUAUUCCUGAUGCAGAAGCUAACAAAGAUGCGUGGGCUCGUGCUUGCUACCUCACUGAAAGUAAAAUGCAGAAGUUACGUG